GUAGCCAUAGAGAAGGUUUGUUUUUCUGAGUCUGUUCACAGCGAAACAAAGUUUGGGUGAGAAUGUUAUCCAAAAGACGGUCGCUAAUUCAUUCCGACGAAAAACGCAAAGCAGUGGCAAAUGUUGAUUUAGCCAGGGGCCGCCUGAAAGGAGCGUUGAAAACUGUCAACCCUUCUUCCGACGAAACAUCGGAAGAACAGGACGAUAGUGAUGAAUCGCCGACGACGUCUAUGGAACGUGGCCGAGCAGAUGCUGAACCGGCUGUCCAUCAGCCGUACAUUAUGAGGUUCUUCGAUCGGAGCAUUGAUCUUACCCAGUUUAACGAAAAAUCGACAUUAUACUCCAUGUGCCGCACAUGGUUUCAGAACAACCCGAAGACAGUUGUCAGUGGUAAAAUAGACAAACCACACACGCCCGCUAAAGUAAAACGAGAAUUCAACCCGGACAUUGUUGAGCAGUUCCAAAAUGGUGAAGUGAAAGAAAUCUACGAAAUGCCGCUUCCUGAAUCUGCCGGUGAUAUGGAACCGUUCCAUCAGCAGACGGCCUUACCGGCCACCGAAUUCGCGGUCAAUGGAUCAAUAAUGGAACAGGAUGAGCUGCUGGAAGAACAUUUGUGUAAAUGGAAAUCUCUUCGCAAGGAUUGGACAUCGCACCGUGCAGAGUACAACAAACGUAGAUACGAAGCAAGCUUCAAAUUGAUUGACGCGUUGCAAGUUUCACAAUAGGGCGAGUUUGCGUUCCGAUUCACACACUUUAUAUUCUAAUUGAAGUAAACUUAAUUAAUAA
This is a messenger RNA of Anopheles cruzii, 786 nucleotides long. It is a transcript of the gene mip40, whose product is annotated as protein lin-37 homolog. Gene Ontology annotation, biological process: negative regulation of transcription by RNA polymerase II. Gene Ontology annotation, cellular component: transcription repressor complex; Myb complex. The record is from RefSeq and is a predicted model, not a curated record. The coding region runs from base 63 to 725 and encodes 220 amino acids. The transcript has 2 exons. Lineage: Eukaryota; Metazoa; Arthropoda; Insecta; Diptera; Culicidae.